Messenger RNA from Sycon ciliatum, 2559 nucleotides. RefSeq lists its product as uncharacterized. The transcript has 3 exons. The coding region runs from base 1 to 2559 and encodes 852 amino acids. Lineage: Eukaryota; Metazoa; Porifera; Calcarea; Leucosolenida; Sycettidae. The record is from RefSeq and is a predicted model, not a curated record.
AUGGCACAGGAGAUAUACUCACCACAAGCUCCGGAAUCCUUCACCGGACUCCUGACCAACACGAAGAUCGUUCAGAAGAAUAUCCUCGACAGGACGGAGAAGAAACUCGCGUUGCUUGAGGGUAGACGCGGAGUACGACUCUUUUCCACAGCAGAUCGAUCACCACCAUCCCUGAACAAUGAGCUGGACAUCUCGUCACCGAAUUUGAACAGGCACGGAUUUGUCGCCAUGUCCGCUCCCAAAGGCAGAGCGCCGAAGGAAUUUGUACCUGACUUUUCCAGCAACAUCGGAGCCGAUUUCGAAUUGUGGCUCGAGGACGUUGAUGAUUACCUGAAAAUUUGUGGAGUUACGACGGCAGCUGAUAAGAAGAGGCUGUUUCUGAACCUUGCAGGCCUCGCUGUCAGGCGUAUUGUUAAAGGAAUCGUAGUUCCUACUCCACCAGCUCAGGCCGAUGGCAGUGCCGGAUGUGAGUACAAAGCUCUGACGGAUGCUUUGAUUGCUCAUUUUCGUCCUGCCACAAACACAACGUCGGAGCGCCACCGGUUCCGUCAGCUUCGCCAGAAUGAGGGUGAGUCUGUCACAUCGUUUGUGGGACGCCUGCGGGAAGCAGCUGAUCGCUGUGAAUUUGCGUCUACUGCCGUGGACACCAUUGAUCAGGGACAAAUCCGUGAACAGUUGAUCGAGGGCCUGCGAUCCCAGGAGCUACGUAAAGAACUUCUCAAAGAGUCAAAGUUGACACUAGCCAAUGCUGUGAGCAAAGCUGUGACACUCGAGUCCUCUAUCACGGACAGCAAGCUUUAUGGUGACGCUGCAGCUACUCCAUUGUCAAAUUCAUUCUCUCACAUUCACCGUGUUUCACACUCCCAGCCUGCCUCUGCGCACAAGAAGUUUGGGAAGUGCAAGUACUGUGGCCGCUCGCAUCCAAGAGGCAAGCAGCAUUGCCCUGCAGCGGAUGCUACUUGUGGCAACUGCUCGAAAGUCGGCCACUUUACAACAGUGGAGGAGGAUGACGCCAACUAUUUCUGUGAUUACGCAUUCUCAGUGGAUACUUCUCAGCACCAGCAAUUGUUUCGUAAGACGCUGAUCGUCAACGGCCGUCCCUGUGAAGGACUACUGGAUACCAGUGCUACCCGAUCAGUGCUAACCGAUGAUGUUGUCCAGCCAACGCGAAAGAGUGAUCGAAUCUUGAAAGCGGACAAUGGCGGCGUCAUCUCGACACUCGGUAUGGCUGAUGUGACGGUCUCUGUUGGAUCACGCAGCAUCGUAUGUAGUUGUUUUGUUGUCCCAGUCGCGUCUGGCCGCCAAAUCCUGUAUGGCCAGGACGUCAUCUCCGAACUGGAGUUGCUGACCUCUGCUGAAGUCAAUGUGGUGAACGUGACGCCCAUCUCUAUCACAGUGGACCCUGACACCACUCCAGCCGCACUCCCACCCCGUCGGCACGCUUUCAGCAUCCGGGAUGAAAUUGCCAAGGAGUUGGAUCGUCUGGUGAAGCAUGAGAUAAUCGAGCCAGUGCGAGAAGCUACUCCGUGGGUCUCAUCGUUGGUGCCGGUCAGGAAAUCAAGCGGUGCUUUGUGUCUCUGCGUGGACUACCACGUCCUAAACAAGAGCGUAGUCCGGGAGCGUCACCUAAUUCCCACCGUUGACGAAAUCAAUGCGCAGCUGGACGGUGCAACAGUGUUCUCCGUUCUGGAUGCUGAAUCUGGCUUUCACCAGCUCCCUUUGGCCGAUGAAUCUCGUCCGUUCACAACUUUCGCCACUCACAAGGGCCUCUUUAGAUUCAAGAGACUCCGGUUUGGCAUUGCUUGCGCACCGGAGAUAUUUCAACGUGUGGUGUCUGACAUCCUUGCCGGCCUACCGGGAGUCGUUGUCUAUAUUGAUGACAUUCUCAUCUAUGCCCGCAACCGACAGGAACACGACGAGCGCAUGGCUGCCGUACUCCGUCGUUUGAGCGAAGCCAACCUGCGCUUAAACUGGGAGAAGUGUCGCGUACGCCAGUCAGAAAUCAAGUACUUGGGACACUGGCUGAGCAAGGAUGGUGUGCGUCCUGACGGUGACAAGCUGCUGGCAAUCCAACAGUUGCAGCUGCCGCAGACGUUGACAGAUGUACGUCGUUUCCUUGGUAUGGUGACGUACCUUGGUAAAUUCAUACCGCAGCUCUCACAGACAACUGAGCCGCUGAGGAAACUGGCUCAGCGACAACCAUUCGUCGUUGAUGAUGAGCUGACGGCCGCGUUCACCGAUGCGAAGACAGCCGUGGCCUCGUCGCUAGAGUGCUUAGCGUACUUUAAGCCAUCCUUGGACGUCCCAACCAAGGUAACAUGUGACGCAUCUCCACUUGGUCUGGGUGCUAUUCUGUGGCAGCGAGACAAGAGUGGCACUUGGUUACCUGUCACCUGCGCCAGCCGUUCAUCGUCCGAUGUUGAAUCUCGUUAUUCCCAGUUGGAGCGCGAGAUGCUUGGUAUUCUCUCUGACUCAAUUCCGACAGUACGUCCUGGGGAGAUCUGUUCAAGUUGUGACCGACCACAAGCCCCUGAUCUUAAUCGUCCAGAAGCUGUUUGA